Molecule: messenger RNA, 2123 nt
Organism: Nerophis ophidion (straightnose pipefish)
Lineage: Eukaryota; Metazoa; Chordata; Actinopteri; Syngnathiformes; Syngnathidae
Gene: napbb
Product: N-ethylmaleimide-sensitive factor attachment protein, beta b
Exons: 11
Coding region: 703-1593 (296 amino acids)
Biological process (GO): regulation of synaptic vesicle priming; SNARE complex disassembly; synaptic transmission, glutamatergic
Cellular component (GO): terminal bouton; vacuolar membrane; synaptobrevin 2-SNAP-25-syntaxin-1a complex
Molecular function (GO): syntaxin binding; soluble NSF attachment protein activity
Source: RefSeq, a predicted model, not a curated record
GGAAAUUAAAAUGUAUAAUUAUCUGUUGUGCUCAAGAAUGUGCAGAAUCUGCCUGGCAGUUUAAAUCGGAGCCCGAUUUAAACAAGUUGUGUUUUUAAAUGUUUUACUAGUCAUUUUUAUGUGUUAAGUAAUUUUAUGCAUUUGUGUUUCGAAAAAGAGGUAGCACAUCACACUAUGUAUUUUCUGGAAUCGGGUGUUACCAUUUAGUGGUCAAUUGUACGGAAUAUGUACUGUACUGUGCAACCAACGAACAGAAGUUUCAAUCUAUCAAUCAAUGAGUGAGUUGCAAUAGUGCAGCGCCAUCUCCUGGUGAUAAUAGUGGCUACUAAUAACUGAACGUCGUUUUGUUUGUUUUUUAUGUAUUCACUCGAAUUGUAUUCCUAUUUGGAUGUUUAAGAACAUAACAUACAAAUUUAAAAAUAAAAAAAAAGACAGAAAAGCUAAUAAUGAUCGCACUGGUGCACGCCCUCCAACAUAACACGACUCUCGUCAAAUCUAUCAAUGCGGGAAUCUGGGAGUUGUAGUCCUUUCUGCUUGGACGCUGUCGUCAUUAUCUGGAUGUAGUACCACUACUCCCAUGAUGCUCCAGCUAAACCGCUAAACAGGCGCACACGCCCACGCCGAGUAAAGCCAUCGGCUGUAAUCCUCACACAGCUCUUAAGCCUACGCGGUUAUUUUCUACUGCAGUUAAAUCACAUCAAAAUGGAUAACUCCGGAAAAGAAAAGGAAGCCGUGCAGCUAAUGGCUGAUGCGGACAAGAAAAUCAAGUCUUCGGGCUCCCUUUUGGGAGGCAUGUUUGGAGGAGGACACCACAAAGUGGAAGAAGCCUGCGAGAUGUACUGCAGAGCGGCCAACAUGUUCAAGAUGGCCAAGAACUGGAGUGCUGCUGGAGGAGCAUUUUGCAAAGCAGCACAUCUCCACAUGCAGCUGCAGAACAAACAUGACUGUGCCACCAGUUUCAUCGAUGCUGGGAACGCUUACAAGAAGUCCGACCCAAACGAGGCAAUCAAGUGUUUAAAUGCCGCCAUCGAUAUAUACACAGACAUGGGAAGAUUCACCAUUGCUGCCAAACACCACAUUAGCAUUGCCGAGGUCUACGAGUCAGAUCUGGUGGAUAUCGAAAAAGCAAUUGCACAUUAUGAACAAGCAGCAGACUACUACAAGGGAGAAGAAUCAAAUAGUUCUGCCAACAAGUGUCUGCUGAAGGUGGGAGCCUACUGUGCUCAGCUGGAGCAGUACCAGAAGGCCAUAGAGAUCUACGAGCAGGUUGGAGCCAACACCAUGGACAAUCCUCUGCUGAAGUACAGCGCCAAAGAGUAUUUCUUCAAAGCGUCGCUGUGUCAUUUCAUCGUGGACGAGCUAAACGCCAAGAUUGCUGUGGAAAAAUAUGAGGAGAUGUUCCCAGCUUUCUCCGACUCCAGAGAGUGCAAACUCUUAAAGAAACUUCUGGAGGCUCAUGAGGAACAGAAUAGCGAGGCUUUUACAGAGGCAGUGAAGGAGUUCGACUCCAUCUCUCGCUUGGACCAGUGGCACACGACGCUCCUACUGCGCAUCAAAAAGACCAUCCAGGGCGAUGAGGGGGAUCUUAAAUGAGUCCCUGCUCAGUGGAGACACAGAAAGGACAAAUCUAUCAAUUAGUCAAUCAUUACGCAUGACAACCGCCAAUUACACACACACACAAAAAACACUACACAAACUACAAACAGACUUUUCCACUGCGCACUGCUUUACUGUAACACUUAGCUUCCCUUGAAAUGGGCGCGUCGCAAUCUGGUUGAAAUGUAAAGCGUCUUCUGUGCGGAGGUGUCUUCUUCACCUAACGUGUGUCCGUCCUCCUGGAAGUACGAGGGUCAGCGGUCACGUCGACAACUGCAUGUUUUUGUACAUGUAGUGUGUCGUUUUGUGUCUUUGUCAGAUCUUUAUGUAGUUUCAUCUAGGUUGGCUCGUUGACAACGUGCGCUAAGAGACUGUUAGAACCGCUCAUUAUUUCCUCAGGAUUCCUUUUGUUGAUGUGUCGUGACUAUUUUUGGUUUCUUGUAGUUCAGAGGUCGGCAACCUUUACCACUCAAAGAGCCAUUUUGACCCGUUUCACAAAAUAAAAAAAAACAAUGGGAGCCACAAAA